Messenger RNA from Cercopithifilaria johnstoni, 1255 nucleotides. NCBI's taxonomy places the organism in Eukaryota, Metazoa, Nematoda, Chromadorea, Rhabditida, Onchocercidae. The record is from the annotation of a GenBank genome assembly.
UGUGAAUAGCAAGGCGGCAUCGGCAAUUGAUUUAAAAACAGGUCAUGGCAAUUUAGUUAACAUGUUAAACAGAAUGUCAGUACGUAGUUUCGCAUACUCAACAAGCCUUUUAUCACAAUCGUCGCACAUGAAAGGUGCUGAGUCACUAUUAUCUGUUGCGAGUAGCAUUACUCCCAAAGAGUUCAAUAAACCGCUAAAUCGACGAGAUAUAUUUUAUUCCGGUUCAAUUCGAAAUCUGCCUGAAUUUAAAUCUGAAGGUAGUAAUUACCAAUCAUACAGAGAAUCACAAAUUUCAAUCCCUGCAUCAGCCGUUGUCCAGGCAAUCGCUAGCAUUUCACAAGUGGAAGACGAUAAAUUAGGUAGUAAUCAUGGAAUCACUGGAGUACAAGGCGAACAACUGGAUGAACUUAUCGAUUGGUGUGCUGACAGGAGGUGUAAAUGGAUACCAAUAAGGAUUCGUAACAUUUUAAGUGAAAUGAUUGAUAUUUCGUUGCUGAAGGAACCAGCGAUGUUCUUACUUUGCAUUUCAAAUUUAUGUGGCAUGCUUGGAUUCUAUGUGCCUUUCAUGUUUCUCAUUGAUAUGGCUGUUGCAAAAGGGUAUACCAAAGGCAGUGGUUCAUUACUCUUAUCAGUAAUCGGCAUUACCAAUACCAUUGGUCGAAUAGCAUUCGGUUGGUUAGCGGAUCGUGGCUGGCUGUCAGCAUUGACAAUUAAUAAUUUUGCAUUACUUGGAUGUGGUAUGCUUACCUGUUUAUGCCCAUUGCUCCCUGGUUAUGGUGGUCUCAUGGUUUACUCCAUUUUAUUUGGAUUCAUAAUCUCUGCAUAUAUUUCUCUUACAUCAAUCGUGUUGGUGGAUGAAUUAGGUUUGGAUCGAUUAACGAACUCUUUCGGUUUGUUGGUUGUCAGCAGAGGUAUAGCAUCAUUACUAGGAACACCCUUGGCAGGAAUUGUUUAUGACAUGUUCUCCUCAUAUGAUGCAUCAUUUUAUUUUGCUGGUGUGAUUAUACUCUUGUCUGGUCUGGUUUCAUGUCUCAUUCCGGUCGUUCAUCGUUGUAAAAAUGACGAACUUGCGAAAGAAACCGUGGAAGAAGCGAGAAUGAUGGACGAAGAUAUCCAAUCUGGAAAGCUCUCAGUACUUACAGAGCAUUCGGAAGAAAAUUUGAUGGGAUAUCAACGCACUUUGCAAAAUUUGUCGCAGCAACAGGAAUCUGACUCGAGGAUUAUUUCGCUGGAAAAAACUACCAACAAUAGCUGA